GAAUGUCAAGUAGACGGCACAGCAGCCUCUGAGGAAAAUGUGAGAAAGACAAAAAAGAGAAAUAACAAAGAUAUUGACUUUGCGGUCACAGGUUCUGGAAAAAUUUCUGAAGAAGUGUUGACACAGCAUAAGGUUACUGAGUCAAAUGCAAAUUCAAAGAAGGACAAAAACAAAAUUACAGCCAAUACUCUUGUUCAAAGCGAACAUGAAUUAUUAGCCUUGAAGAAAGUUACUAAUGAUGCAGUUCGUGAAAUAACAGUGAAUGAACCCACUAAGAAACAGAAGGAGAAGAAAAAAAAGAAAAGCAAGCCAACUUUUGAAGUACUUGAUGGUAAUGAAAAACAAUCAGAAGUAAUGCCCAAGGUAACUGAAGAGAAAAGAAAAGAUUUAAAUGAAAGUAAAGAUGAUUAUGUGGCACUUGUUGAAUCUAAAGAGAAAAAGGAGGAAAAAAAGCUGAAGAAGGAUGGUCUUCUUGAAGAUGGUGAGGAGGGCAGCUUGAAAAAUAAACGUAAAGUGGAUGCUGAUAAAGUUGUUAGUAGCAUUCUAUUAGAAGGGAAUAGAGUACAAGAUAAAAAGAAGAGGAAAAAGAAAGAAGCUACGGUGGAAUUAUAUGUUUCUGAUGCAGGGGUACCUGACAGAAAAAAUAUAAUAACUAACAAAUCUAAGAAGAAAUCGUUCGAGACUGUGGAAGAUGGUGCUAAUGAAUAUAAGAUGGCUUCCAAGAAAAGGAAAAGAUUGGCUCAUGAUGAAGAUGGAAAACAGGCUGUUGAGGAAGUAGCAGUUGAAGAAACGAAGCGCAGAAAAACUGAUGGGCAGGAAGAAGCCAAGGAUGUUGAGCUGCAAGGGAAUGGUAGUCUCAACAAUACUGGAGUGGAGAAAUCCAGUGAGCCAAAAUCCACAAGAAAACAAAGCAAUAAUUUUGCCGAGCCCAAAACGGUGAAUGCAUUUCAAAGGGUUAAAGUUGAUGAGGUGAAGUUUGUUGAUGAGAGGCUUCAAGAUAAUUCAUACUGGGCAAAGGAUGGAGCAGAAACUGGCUAUGGGGCAAAAGCACAAGGAGUUUUGGGCCAGGUCAGAGGAAGGGACUUCCGACAUGAAAAAACUAAGAAGAAGCGAGGUAGCUAUAGAGGAGGACAGAUUGAUCUUCAAUCUCACUCGAUUAAGUUCAAUUAUUCCGACGAGGAAUGACUGGAGAACGGUUUAGGUUCAAUUUUUCCGACGAGGCAUGACUGGAGAAAAUGACCAGUUUCAGUUACAUGAACAUCUUUACCCACUGCAUGCUUUUUGCUAUUAUUGUGUUUCAAUUCAUUCAUCGUGGAGGAUCAAUAUGGUCGUCAUUGUGUUAGCGUGCCAUAUUCGAAUUUUGAGUUCAUUUAAAAUGCAUAUUGUUGUACUCUUUUGUUUAAAAAAAUUUUGGGCUGCUGUUUUCUUCCUAAUUUUUCUUUCUUUUUCCCCUUUUCACUGACUUUGAACAAUGUCGGAAUUUUUAUCUUCACUUUUAAGAUCACUUGUGCUUUAGUA
Molecule: messenger RNA, 1518 nt
Organism: Olea europaea var. sylvestris
Lineage: Eukaryota; Viridiplantae; Streptophyta; Magnoliopsida; Lamiales; Oleaceae
Product: nucleolar and coiled-body phosphoprotein 1-like
Exons: 4
Coding region: 355-1185 (276 amino acids)
Source: RefSeq, a predicted model, not a curated record